GAAGGAUCCGAAGGUGGCCAAGCUGUAACACGUGUUACCACAAGCCUAGCUGUACCGCGGCCAGAGUCAAUUUUGAAGAGUGCUUUGUGUACCUGUAACCACCUUACUUUAUCUGCUCGCUUCAGCCGAUCCCUUAUAACAUAGAGAUGCCGUUCUGUCCCUUCAGCAUCCAAAUCAAAGGCGAGCCGCACUAUCUCGUGAACAAGGCCUGCAUCUGCCAUUGGCAAGCGGCCAAGUUUUGUGAAGCAAGCAUAUACCCUCGAUGCUGGGCUGUCUAACACCUCGGCAAAUGAGCUUCCAAGGGAUCGCCCUCUCUUCCGCAGUUCUACCUCGGCGUCUCGAAACUGCUUUGUGUAUAACCUUCGAGCAGACUCUUGCCGCGACACGUCCCCAUGCCCAGGGUGAUUGGGAUCUUGAAGGAUGCCUUGGAUCUCCGCGUCGGACUCCAGCAGCGGAAAUGGCAUUGGGUAGUGAUUGACCUGCCAGAGCGCGGUUUGGGCGGACUCCCAAUCGAUAAUCGCAGCACUAUGUCAGCUUUGAUGCCUGGGGGUAAUUUGCACAGGAUCACCUUUCUCGCCAUGGUGAAGAAGAACAUGGUCCUGAUCCACUACCUCAUCGUCGUCUCUUCAACAACGCUUCGCCAUGGCUUUAAUUGCAUCGAGGCCGGCGGCGGCGGCAUCUUCAUCGGUUACAUCUACGUCGGUAUCGGCUUCAUCGGCGUCUACUAUGCCUACUUCGGUAGAAUCGAAGCCAGAUAA
This is a messenger RNA of Lasiosphaeria miniovina, 758 nucleotides long. RefSeq lists its product as uncharacterized. The record is from RefSeq and is a predicted model, not a curated record. NCBI's taxonomy places the organism in Eukaryota, Fungi, Ascomycota, Sordariomycetes, Sordariales, Lasiosphaeriaceae. The coding region runs from base 393 to 758 and encodes 121 amino acids. The transcript has 4 exons.